AUGACGUUCUACGGUAAGAAAUCGCACACCUACCGGCGGCAGUUACGGGAGGAGGUGUCGCUACACUCCACGGGCGACGUUAUCAUCAGGCUUUUCGGAGAGGGCGUAGAGGUUCCGUCGCAGCCACUCCCCCAGUUGGGUGAGUUUGGUGCCCUGGUGUUUCCGAAGGAAGAUGAAGUCCGGACCGACCUGGCAAGGCAGUCCGGCAUGAUAACCCGGGUGGAGCUUGGGGCUUACGUGGUGUGUGCGGCAGUGACAAGCCUGGCACGUGCGUGUGGGAUAUCGGAUGAGCAGCUGCUAAGCGGUGCAGCACAUGAGCUCCAGACCCAUGGGACUCCUCUACUGACGUCCUCUGUGUUAAAGAACAGGGUGGAUCACGCGGCAUCGAUGAAGAUGCUCGCCAGCUCCAUCCAUGCAACACCAUGCCCGCUGCCAGUGCCAUCGUCAGCUGGAGGUAAUGACGAUGUUACCUCUUCUGGUCAAAGGCCCGGGUCACCACCUGAAGCAGUGCCCACGAAGGAGGAACUUGAGAAUCCCACGGCUCCAGUGACACCCGAAGCACCAGAUCGGUAUGCAUUCCGUGUACGGCAAUCGUCCGGCUUCAAGCCGGUGGACUGUGGUGAGUUGGUGUCCACGUGGCCGAAGUGGGGGGUGAAGAUGGUGUGCGGGCGCAGUACGGGACAACAGAUCAGGCUUGGUGCGUACAACGUGGAGGACGAUGCGGCAUAUGCCUAUGCUGCGGCUGCGUACGUGAUCCGGCGCAAAGAUCACAUCCAGCACAUGAAGGUGCUGACUGAGGCAGAGAUGGCAGCUCUGGAUGGGUGUGUCAGGUCGGAUGUUAGGCACCUUGUGAAGGUCCGCAUGUGGUGGAGGUGGCGCCGGUGGAGGACAGCUAUGGCAGAAGUGGGCAUUCCACCUGGUACGCCCUUCCCUCUCGAAAAUGGAGGUUCCCGCUCGCCUGCUAACAGCAACGUUGAUGACGAAGGGGAGUACCCGCUGACACAGAUAGAGGAAGCCGUUGACGAGGAGAUGCAGGAGCCAGAACUGGCGUAG
Molecule: messenger RNA, 1053 nt
Organism: Closterium sp. Naga37s-1
Lineage: Eukaryota; Viridiplantae; Streptophyta; Zygnematophyceae; Desmidiales; Closteriaceae
Source: the annotation of a GenBank genome assembly